Molecule: messenger RNA, 2782 nt
Organism: Drosophila innubila
Lineage: Eukaryota; Metazoa; Arthropoda; Insecta; Diptera; Drosophilidae
Gene: Pka-C1
Product: cAMP-dependent protein kinase catalytic subunit 1
Exons: 2
Coding region: 425-1486 (353 amino acids)
Biological process (GO): peptidyl-serine phosphorylation
Cellular component (GO): nucleus; cAMP-dependent protein kinase complex
Molecular function (GO): ATP binding; cAMP-dependent protein kinase activity
Source: RefSeq, a predicted model, not a curated record
UCUUUUCACCGUUGUUAAUAAACUCGGCAAAAUAGCUAAAUCCAUUUUACAAUUUCUAAAAAAGAAAAAAUCACAUCAUAGUUCAGGAACGGCAAGCGGCAGCGGCAGCGGAUCAGAGGGCAAGUUACAGCAGCAGCACAGCAACGAGGAGGAAGGCGGUGGUGCAGGGGGAGGACAGCAGGAAGCAGCCGCCGCUAGCCACAAAAUAACGCCGCCGACCACAACAACAAAAACAAAUACACAAGCAGCAGCAGCAACAACAGGAACAGCAAAAUCAAUAACAGACGCAACAGCAACAACAGAGACUGUUAACAGUGAGGAGCAGGCAGGCAACAGUAACAGCAACAGCAACAACUCACCCCAAGCUCAAGUCUCGGCCAGCGCCACGUUUCGUUUGUCAUCGUUGACGGGAACAAUCUCAAAAAUGGGCAACAACGCGACCACAUCCAAUAAGAAGGUGGAUGCGGCCGAAACGGUCAAGGAGUUCCUUGAACAGGCCAAGGAGGAGUUUGAAGAUAAAUGGCGUCGCAAUCCAACCAAUACUGCUGCCCUGGAUGAUUUCGAGAGGAUUAAAACACUGGGCACGGGCUCCUUUGGACGUGUCAUGAUCGUUCAGCACAAGCCAACAAAAGACUAUUAUGCCAUGAAGAUAUUGGAUAAGCAGAAGGUCGUUAAACUGAAGCAGGUCGAGCAUACGCUCAAUGAGAAACGCAUCCUGCAGGCCAUACAAUUUCCAUUUCUUGUCUCGCUGCGGUAUCAUUUCAAGGAUAACUCGAAUCUUUAUAUGGUUCUUGAGUAUGUACCGGGCGGUGAGAUGUUCUCGCAUCUACGUAAAGUCGGACGCUUCUCGGAGCCCCAUUCGCGUUUUUAUGCGGCACAAAUUGUGCUUGCCUUUGAGUAUCUGCAUUAUCUGGAUCUCAUCUAUCGCGAUCUGAAGCCGGAGAAUCUGUUGAUUGACUCACAAGGCUAUUUGAAGGUCACCGAUUUUGGUUUUGCCAAACGGGUCAAGGGUCGCACCUGGACGCUUUGCGGUACACCCGAAUAUCUGGCACCCGAAAUCAUAUUGUCCAAAGGUUAUAACAAGGCCGUCGAUUGGUGGGCGUUGGGUGUUUUGGUCUAUGAAAUGGCAGCCGGUUAUCCGCCAUUCUUUGCGGAUCAACCGAUACAAAUCUAUGAGAAGAUCGUCUCUGGCAAGGUGCGUUUCCCAUCGCACUUUGGCUCCGAUCUGAAGGAUCUGUUGCGCAAUCUGUUGCAAGUGGAUCUGACCAAACGUUAUGGCAAUCUGAAAGCGGGCGUGAAUGAUAUUAAGAAUCAGAAAUGGUUCGCCUCCACGGACUGGAUUGCGAUCUUCCAAAAGAAAAUCGAGGCGCCGUUUAUUCCACGGUGUAAAGGUCCUGGCGAUACAAGCAAUUUCGAUGACUACGAGGAGGAGGCCCUGCGAAUUUCCAGUACCGAAAAGUGCGCCAAGGAGUUUGCUGAAUUCUAAAAGAUGCACACAUUUGUCGCAUUCUCGUCACCUUCGUUACCAUCGUCGUUGUUGUCGUCGUCUCGUCUAUAUGUCUACUACUUACUACUAGUACUACAACUACAACUACAACUGAAACUAUUACAUCUACUUGCGUCUAGCUGGGCAUAUACUUAUUAUAUAAACAAGUCAUCAUCUAGAUACCAAAUUGGAUUUCCCACACCACUAAAACAACAAAUUAUCCAACUUUUAGUGGAACUUCAAUGCUCCCCUCAGAACACUGAUGAACGUAUUUUCGAAGCAGCCUUUGAAUGAGCUUCAGCAAAAGCUCAAAGAUUUUAAUAAUAUUACGUACAGCAGCUAAACAAACAGGGUGUGAGAGAGAAGAAGUAAGAGAGAAUUAGUGAAUGAGAGGAGCAAUCAACUAUAACAUCAACAAUAAAAACAAAAUAAUGAUUAACAACAAUUUAUGGUAAAACACACACAUAAAUAAUCAUUCAUAACAUAUAGCGUAUACUAUAACCACGAGACUACAGAUAUUUAGUUGUAAAGUACAUAGUUUAGUUUAACAAACAAAAAGAAAGAAAAAAAAAACCAAAACACAAACUAAAAAAAAAACACGAAAAACAUAGCAACGGCGAAAAAUGGGCAAAAAAGAGGAAAAAAUUUGUUUUUAAGUCAACAGCAGGCAACACUCCCAACAACAACAACAAGAUCAAGAAAGUCUAUGUGAAAGUAUGAAACGCUUUAUUAAUUUUUAAACUAAAUACAAAUAAAAUUAUGGCGCACUUAGUGCGCUUGACAAAAAAAAACAACAGCAAAAAAUGCAAAUGAGAAAAAUUAAUAGAAGAAGAUAGAAAGGCGAAUAAAACAGAGAUAAUUUAUGUUUUCUCUCGGCAAAGUUCUCACAUGCUUGCAUACUCGUAAAAAAUGGAGAGCGGUAAAAACAGGUCAAGCAAGUGUUUCGAUUUUUGGCGUUAAUUAUACGAUUUCAGUGUUGGUUAACAAGCAAACUUUCACAUUUUGCAUUGCAAGUAUUGUCAAAUGCUUGAACAUUGGUAAUGCAUAAUAACAAUACAGUUUAGUGUUGCCAAAGCCAAAUACUUAAAAAAAAAAAAAAAAAAAACAAACGCUGAAUUUCUUAUGUGCCCAUUAAUCCCCGCUCCCCGUCCCCGCCCCUGCUACUUACUGAGCUUACGUUUAGCUCUCGAUGUUUUAGGCGUUCUAGACAUACGGGUACAUAUGUACUAUAAAUGUUGUACAAUCAGCGACGACGUGCAACAAUAAAAUACAACAGAUAAAAAAGAGUACACAAAA